AUGGCGACUUUGGAAGACAUAGAUGCGUUUUUUGACGCGUUGGUCGACGGCGGGGGGGACCAAACGGUCUCUGCCGCCGCGGGCAGCGCCGUCGCACCUCCCGCGACGUUCUCUCAGGCUGCUGCCGGGAGAACUCCUUCAGAGCACCAGUCUCUAGAUCCGGACUCAGCAGCGCCAGAAGGCGCAGCGCUCCAGGUUCCCUCCUUCUCUCUCGCAGGAGCGGGAAGUGAUGCUAGCCAGUGCGUGUCGGGUGCCCAAACGGCGAAGGGGACGACUGCGGCGUCCAGCGGCGACGCGGGUGUACAUACAGCCGGCAGCGCUGUCGCUGCACCUCGUUUGCCGGCCGCCGCCGACUCGACUUCAGGUUUCUUUCCUGCUUCUCUUCCCUCGGCUGCAGGUGGGGGGCCGGGAGCGGCAGGAGUCCAGGGCGGGUCAGACGAAGGGGUCGGUGAGUCGCAGAAUGGAAGCGUUUCCUCUCCCCCCGUUUCGUUGUCGGGCGCGUCCUCGCUGCUUUAUCAGGGUCUAGGGCACCUAUCUCCAGGGGCGUCGCCGCCGGGUCCUCCGUCGAAAGCGGGAGUGCGAGAAGAGACGGCGGAGGCCCGGAGCCCAACUAGCGGUCACGGCGCUUGCGCCGGCGCGACUCCGCCCGCGCCGUCGCUUCGGCCCCUUUCGGGCGCAGAGGGACCAGGAGCUGAAGUGAGCCAGCCCACGGUUGCGGGUGCCCCGGUCCUUCCUCCUAACGUCGCCGUUUCCUCUCCUCUGCCCUCGUCGUCGCUUCCUGUCUCUGUUCCUUCGUCGUCACGCUCUCCACACGCCCCCCGAUCGCAGGCAGAGCUAAGCACUGCCUCGACGCAAGGUGCAGUCUCCUCGUCUUCCCGCCCUGCCUCCCGUCCUCUCGUUCUCGAGCCGGCUCUCUCCGCUGCUGCCUCAGCUUCGUCGUCUCCGCCGGCGCAGGCCCCCUCUGCGCUGCCUCCGCCGUUUCCGCUCCACAACCGCGCGUUUCCAGGCAUCAGCAGGGCGCCUCAGUUCGUCGGGAGGCCAGCGGAGACAGGCAAGGCGGCCGGCCUGGCGACGCCAGUCGAGGGUGUGGCGCUGCCCUCUCUCUCGUCUCCCGCGCCUGCUGCUGUCCCCCUGGGGUCGGCGCCGCCCGAGUACACAGUGGAGCCGCCAUUUCGCUACGAGCCGACGAACGCGCCCAACAGCGCGACGCUGCAGGAGGACAUGGCCUUCUGCGCGGAGACCGUCUCGCGCCUCAUUGAGGCGAAGCUCCUCGAAAACGACCAGAUGCUGUUUGCCGUCCACGAAAACCUCUCGGGUGGGCGCUACGACGAGGCGGUCUGCUUCUUCGAGCGACUGCAGCAGAACCUCUUCUUCCUCGCCAUGCUUGCAGAACAACAACCUCCGGAAACUCCCGCGGGCGCCGCGAAGAACGCAGAGGCCGUUCAGCAGGCUGAGCAACUCUUCCGCAGCAACGGCGACUUCUGGUCGCACGAGGAGCUCCAGCGGCUUCACCACGCGCUGCGCACGCCGAACUUGGACCUCCGGCAACUCUCAGCUGCGGUGUGCACCAAGACGCCGCAGCAGAUUCUCUUUUACCUGACUAAGACCGUCGACCGCCACGUGAAGCCGCCCACGCCGCCGUCUCCCAAAGCGACAAAGACGGAGAGCGAAGGCGCGCCGCAGGUGGCGCCUUCGGUAGCGGUCCUACAGGCGUCUGCGCUCGGGGCUUCGCGUGCCCUCAAGCCUGAUGCGAGGGGACCACCGCCGCACCCGCCGCCGGCGCUUCCGUCGACGCCGAGCGACGCUCUCGCUUCCGCGUAUGCCGCGCCCGUGCUGCCUUCUCUCCCCCCUGCCACAGCAACUUCUGCUCUGCUGGCCGCGAAUCCGGCGAUGCCUGCGGCGCACCGCGCGCAGGCCGCGUCGUUGCCGCAUGCAGGAGUGGCGCCGAUCGCCUUUUCCGCAGAGUUUGCCGCCGAGCAGCAGCGGAGAGCCUCUCCAUUCGGCGCCCCGACGGACUCUGCACAGCUGGCGGCAUUCGCGCCGCCGCCUCAAGCCGUGUCCAUGCACGGCCCUCUUAGUGUGCAUACACCCGAGGGGGGUGUUCAGCUCGCGCCGCAUCAGGCGCUGCUGCAGCCCACGGCGGACGCAGCGCAGCUGCGUCAAACGGCCGUUUCGCAGUUCGCUCAGGCGUCUGUUCCUGGAGUCCUUCCGCCUUCAGCGUCGCCUCCCUUUUUCCCCUCUGCGGCGCUUCAGCUCCAACAGGGCGGCGUGUCGAGAUUCCCUGCGCCGGUUCAAGCGCACCAGUCCGCGUCUCACGCGCUGCAGGCGACGGGGCUUUCACCGGCGCCGUCCACCGCCGCGCCGCACGCGUCACCUGGGAUCGCUGCCUCCGCGACUUCGCUCCCGCCUGCCUCAGUCGCGGACUACGGCAGCGCACCUCGGGUGGCGCCGCUGGUGGGGACGCCUGGCGUAGCGCUGCCGACGAAUGCUACACAGCUGCAAACGAAUUUCUCCUUUCCGCAUGCGGCCUUCGCUGGCGGCCUGGCUCAAGGGCCGUUCCAGCAUCGGCCGGCGUGA
Molecule: messenger RNA, 2577 nt
Organism: Besnoitia besnoiti
Lineage: Eukaryota; Apicomplexa; Conoidasida; Eucoccidiorida; Sarcocystidae
Exons: 5
Coding region: 1-2577 (858 amino acids)
Source: RefSeq, a predicted model, not a curated record